Messenger RNA from Pungitius pungitius (ninespine stickleback), 7188 nucleotides. Its product is annotated as zinc finger MIZ domain-containing protein 1-like. The record is from RefSeq and is a predicted model, not a curated record. The transcript has 20 exons. Gene Ontology annotation, biological process: protein sumoylation; regulation of transcription by RNA polymerase II. Gene Ontology annotation, molecular function: zinc ion binding; SUMO ligase activity. The coding region runs from base 929 to 3778 and encodes 949 amino acids. Gene Ontology annotation, cellular component: chromatin. NCBI's taxonomy places the organism in Eukaryota, Metazoa, Chordata, Actinopteri, Perciformes, Gasterosteidae.
AUGUUUGCAUGUUAGAAAGGAUUUAACGUUGCACUUGUGUCCGUAAUUAAACGCAUGUUAUUGUAUUUUAGCCAGCGAUCAAUUGACACCUGAGUCGACUGGCUGCCGGUGAGUGCCAGUUUUUUUAUUAUUUAUUUGCAGAUGACAAAUGGCGCUCCAACCUGCCUCAGGUGGCGUGUCUACCCACAGUUUACAUGUUCUAUAUGUAAUUAUUUAUCCAAAAGCUCACUGUGGCUCAUGUGUGCGGACGAUUGUGGUCUAAUUAGCCCCUCCCUCCCGGAUUCAAACACUCACACAGUGCAUCAGGAAGCCACAAUACCCAGCCUCCUCCUCCUCGUCCUCUUCCUCCUCCUCCUCCAUGCCCCCUGAAUUACAAUGACCAGUUUGAUGGAUUAAGUCGACUCGAUGCAAAGACGAGGUUUCGGGGGCUGGAAUCGGUGCUCAUUGUACCCACCUGAACCAUUUCUAUUUUCUAUCUUGGUGGUACUUGCGCUGCUCAUUACAAAUGUUGCUUUAAAUAAAUUGAUUGAGGCUUCUUUUUACUCGUCGCUCUGGACGCGGGCCAAGAAGCAGGCUGUCUAGCACAUUAGGCACCACCCCCCUUUGCAGGUUUGAAAUGUGAGCCGCCUGCAUUUUUUUCCCUCUCCUUUCCUCUCUCCCCUCCCCUCCCAUGCCCUCCCUCUCUCCCUUCUGGCGAAGUGGCUGUGGCUGCUUCUGUGUGAUGUGUGUAUUGGGAGAGCAAGCAAUGGAUCACUAGACAGAAAAAGAAGAUACAUCAAUAACUGCUGCAUACAUCCGAGAAACCAACUGCUGCAGGAGGUGUCAGUCUGACUCAGCUCUCCUGUCGUCGUGGUGUGAGGAGCUGGGACGCCUCCUCCUCCUCCGGCACCAGAAGAACAGGCAGAACGAACCUCCGGGAAAAGUGCCCAUGCAGCCCCCCAUGAGCUCCAUGAAGCCCGGCCUCUCGCACGGCAGAGAUGGAUCUUUUCCCUACGACUCGGUCCCCUGGCCACAGAACACCAAUCAGCCUCCAGGUUCGUUGUCGGUGGUCACUACCGUGUGGGGUGUGACCAACACGUCGCAGAGCCAGGUGUUGGGGAAUCCCAUGGUGAACAACAACAAUCCCAUGAACCCCGGGGGCAACCCAAUGGGCUCCGGUAUGUCUGGUAGCAAUCCAGGCAUGAACUCUUCUCAGUUCCCUGGUCCUCAGCAGCAGUUCCACAGCAAGGGCAACUCCAACCAGGCCUACAUGCAGCAGGGCAUGUAUGGACGACCCAACUAUCCCGGAGGGGGAGGCUUUGGUGGCAAUUACCCGGGAGGGCCAAACUCUGGACCUGGAGGAAUGGGCAUGCCCCAACACUCCCGUCCUCCGUCGGACUUCACCCAGCCUGCCGCUGCCGCCGCCGCCGCUGCCGUUGCUGCUGCGGCCGCCACGGCAACAGCCACUGCCACGGCGACGGUAGCCGCCAUGCAGGAGACCCAGAACAAAGACAUGAACCAAUACGGACCGAUGAGUUCUUCUUUCCAGAUGGGACCCAGCCAGGCCUACAACAGCCAGUUCAUGAACCAGCCAGGCCCGCGAGGCCCUCAAUCCAUCCCUGGGAACAUGGGCACUGGCAUGAAUGCGUCCAGCAUGAGCGGACCCCCCAUGGGGAUGAACCAGCCCAGGGGCCAAGGCAUGGGGCCUUUUGGAGCCCACGCACAAAGGAUGCCCCAGCAGGGCUAUGCAGGACCCCGGCCUCAGGGCAUGGGCAUGCAGGGCAUGAAAAGGCCGUACCCAGGCGAGCCAAACUACAGUGGGCAGCAGUAUGGUCCAAACAGCCAGUUCCCGAACCAGCAGGGGCCGUACCCCACACCCAACCCCACCAGGCCGCUGCCGUCCCCAAACUACCCUGGCCAAAGGAUGCCGGGACAGCAGCUGCAGGGCCAAUACCCGCCACCCAGUGGUGCCAUGGGCCAGUACUAUAAGCAAGAGCCACCUUUUAAUGGACAAACAAAUAACUUCUCUGGGAGUGGAUAUCAAUACAGCCAGGGUAAUAUGAAUGGGCCACCCAGACCUGUGGGUAACUACCCUCACUCCCCAGUGCCAGGCAACCCCACCCCUCCUAUGACUCCAGGAAGUAACAUCCCUCCAUAUCUGUCGCCAAACCAGGACGUGAAGCCACCCUUCCCUCCUGACAUCAAACCAAAUAUCACCGCUCUUCCUCCCCCUUCAGCCAACCACAACGAGGAGCUGCGCUUAACGUUCCCAGUGCGAGACGGGGUGGUCCUAGAGCCCUUCCGGCUAGAGCACAACCUGGCUGUCAGCAACCACGUCUUCCACCUACGGCCCUCCGUACAUCAGACGCUCAUGUGGAGAUCGGACCUGGAGCUGCAGUUCAAGUGCUACCACCACGAAGACCGUCAGAUGAACACCAACUGGCCGGCAUCUGUCCAAGUCAGCGUGAACGCCACUCCGCUCACCAUCGAGCGCGGCGACAACAAGACCUCCCACAAACCCCUGCACUUGAAACAAGUGUGCCAGCCAGGAAGGAACACCAUCCAGAUCACAGUCACCGCCUGCUGCUGUUCGCACUUGUUUGUGCUGCAGCUCGUCCACAGGCCCUCGGUCCGCUCCGUCCUGCAGGGCUUACUGAAGAAGAGGCUUCUGCCUGCAGAGCACUGCAUCACCAAAGUCAAGAGGAACUUCAGCAGCGUCGCGGCGUCAUCGGGGAACGCGGCGCUCAACGGAGAGGACGGCGUGGAGCAGACGGCCAUCAAGGUUUCCCUCAAAUGUCCAAUCACCUUCCGGCGAAUACAACUUCCAGCGAGAGGCCACGACUGCAAACACGUUCAGUGUUUUGAUUUGGAAUCAUAUUUACAACUUAACUGCGAGCGGGGGACAUGGCGAUGUCCUGUAUGCAAUAAAACAGCAUUGUUAGAGGGACUUGAAGUGGACCAGUACAUGUGGGGGAUCUUGAACGCCAUUCAAAACUCGGAGUUUGAAGAAGUGACCAUCGACCCGACAUGUAGUUGGCGGCCGGUGGCCAUUAAAUCCGAUAUCCACAUCAAGGAGGAUCCAGAUGGACCGCUGGCCAAGAGGUUUAAGACUAUGAGCCCCAGCCAGAUGAUCAUGCCCAAUGUGAUGGAGAUGAUAGCUCAACUCGGCCCCGGACCGUCACCGUACCCGUUGUUGUCUUCUCAGCAAGGGGGCAACAGUGAAUACGGCAGCCAAGGCAACAGUUACCAGGGCCACGGGAACUUUGACUUCCCUCACGGCACGCCCGGUGGUACGUCGAUGAAUGACUUCAUGCACGGUCCCCAGCUGUCUCACCCGCCCGACAUGCCCAACAGCCUGAUGACCCAAGACAAGCCCCUCUCACACAACAUGCCUGACUCAAUACCUCACUCUGCAGGCAAUGACCAGUCACAUGGUCCUCUGCAGAGCUUACAUCCAUCUCCGCACCCUGGGAGCCAAUCGGGGCAGCAGCUACACCACAGCGGGCCUCAUCAGCCGUCACGGCAAGCUCCGCCUCCUCAGCAGCAGCAGCAGCAGCAGCAGCAGCAACAGCAGCAACAGCAGCAACAGCCGCCUGGCCCCAACAACCACCCCCACGGCGACCUAGCUUUCAACCCAUCCAGCAGCUUGGACAGCCAGGCGGGGUCGGACAUGCCCGAGCCAUCUUUAGACCUCCUUCCAGAGCUGGCUAACCCAGACGAGCUGUUGUCGUACCUGGACCCACCGGACCUCCCCAGCAAUAGCAACGACGACCUUCUAUCGCUCUUCGAAAACAACUGAGGCAAUUCAGACAUAUAUAAACUUUUUCUGACUGCCUGCAGUCCCCCCCCCCCCCGCCCUCCCCUGGAAACCCAUGGCGGGUUGCACAGUACUUGAUAAACACAAAGAUGCACUCCCUUUCUCUUCUUCCUCUUGUACAGUUUUCAUUGGCCAGCACGGAUUGACUGAAAGUGGUAAAAACUCCCAGGGCGGGAUGCGGACCGCCCCCCUCACCCAGGCGAUACUUUUGAAUUGUGCAGCUAUACUGGGUUCAUUUUUUUUUACGCCACACACAGGUGUGUAUGUGUGCACAUUAGGAACGUGUUGUAGCAUUUUUUUUUUUAAUCAAUUUUUUGUUUCCUUUUGAGAGAAAAAAAAAAUGUUCAAUGUAUAAAACAGAAAAAUAGCUGUUAAAAACCUGCGCUAUCUGGCCAGCGUGCACCAUGUCCAUAUUGUUAUUCCAGACUGAGAGGCCACAGCUUCCUGGUGUUGCAGCUCCAUUCCCUAAGUGGUGCGGGUAGCUGCACUGUUUUGUCCACCACACGUCAUUUAAAAGCACAAGAGAUUCGGGCAAUGCGAAACGAACGAUCGGUCUUUACGAAUGCAAGAAAAAAGAAAAUACGGUUCGAUUGGCCUGUCCGUCCUUGACGAAAAAUGUUUUUAAAAGUUUUUUUGCUCGACAUUUUGAAAAGGUUUUUUGGGGAAUAAUCGGCUUCCACUUUGUCUACAAUUGUGAUACAUACAUAUUUUUGUCAAAAAGAGGUAUACCUGCUUUACAGUCCUAAGAGUUCAGUGGUGGAAAAACAACAAAAAAACCUUUGUACUGCACAAACAGAAUAGCAAAGCUGUACUUCUACAUAUUGUAUAGUUACCUCCUGUGCAGAGGAGUGAUUUUAAGGGAAAGCUACAAUAUGAGAGAUCUGGGUUCCUGUAUAGAUCCUGCUGCAUUUAUUGCUUCCUGCUGUGACUCCUUCCAUGCCGUCUGCUCUGCGUGAGCCUCGGCGUCGCACGUGUCAGCAAUUUUGCAACGAUGCAUCUCUCCGCCUGUUAAAUGAUGUGCUGUUAAAGUAGUCUACAAAGUGCAUGUGUGCCAAGCCCUCGUCUAGUGCUGUUCCAAGUGGUAACAAAAAAAAAGAUAGUGUGGUUUUUAUCAGUUGCUUUUUUCGUGGCUUUUUUUGUUUUUGUUUUUUACGUUUUGUUUUCAUUUUCCAUCAGAUUUAGUAUUAGUAUUUAACACUAACAUUGAAGGGAUAAUGCCGAUAUCAGCAAUACAUUUACCCAGUGUUUGCUGGAUAUACUGUGUUAUGUUUGUUUGUGAACGCGUUUUUUGUUGCUGCAUAAUUUAACUAUCCAUAAAUCUUUUGGGAAACUGCUCAACAUCACCAAAGUUAGAGGGAUGAGAAUGGAGAGGUUUGUGUCUGCCUCUGUGUGACUGCGUGCAUGAGUGGGUGUGAGAUUGUGCGCGUGUGUUUCUAUCAGUGUGAUGGGAAGAAAUGUUGAUUUCAAAGAUAUAGGGGAGGACAAAUACAGUUUAUCCAUCACUGCUGUUCAAGAAGUGGUUUUUAAAGCAGUAUUGGCCGCAGUCUUUUUUUGCCACUUUUGUUUUCAAUUUCACUUUUUGAGAAGAGCGCUGUUCAGUAUGCAAAUGUAUUAUUUUUAAAAAAAAUGCUAUUGUACUGUAAAUAUCAUUGUGAAUAUUUUUGUAUCAUCUUGAUAAUGUUCGUCCUUGAUCAUUAGUCAUCCGACCUAACAACACACGCUCCCAGGCUCCCAUCUAACCACUGACUUUGUUUGUAACCAGCACACGACAGCCGUCUCGCCUCCUUGUUGUGGGGAGGCGAGUCUAAAUGUCACAUAAGCUAUUUCCUGCAGGUUGCCGUGCUUUCUAGUCACUUUCCUCCCAGUGCACUCUGUCUCACACCUGUCGUUUGUAGACAGGUGUCCCAUCUUUAUGCCCCACCCCCCCCCCCCCAUCCCUACAUCAGCUCACAGUGGUUGUGUAGCCUCAUUUCAGUUUUCAAAUGCCAAUCUUUUCUUUUAUGCCGCCGUAUUUUAUUGAAAGUGUUGUCUGUUCAUCAAUUUAUGUUAACAUUUUAUCUGUGAUUCUGAACGGUAAUAGUUUAAAAAAGAUGUGGUGUCGACUGGCUUUCAGUGUAAUUAGUGAGCUAUGUGAAUAUCAUUAUUGUUGCUAAUUGUCAAUACACAGUGGUAUCACAACAAUAUUUUAAAGAAAUCCAUAAUAUUGUUUAUAUUUUUGUUAUAGAAAAUGUGGCUUUUUUAAAAGCAUGAGACCGUAUACAUUUUUAUCCCCUUUUUGUUUUUGGUAAAUUAUUUUGUACUGGUUUUCUUAUUAAUCUGUAAGGCUAGAAAUCCAAUUUCUUUCAACUGUAGCAUUGUGCUGAUUUAACCACCCUGGUUUUAUGUAAACAUUAUUUUAAGCGUCAUUUAAGAAAUAUUUUUUUUUCCAGUUCAGCACACUGACAUGUUGUUGCAUAUUUAUGUCACAAGGAGACAUUAAAUUAAAAUAUCCACGUUUUCAUAUUUUACUAUCAGAAUUUAAACUUUUAAUCAAUCCGAUGGACGUCAUCACUAUUUCGCAUCACAUUUCGUCUUUACUUUCAAGUGAGUCAAUUUCAUAUAAGGCAGCACCUCAAAUGUGUUGUUGCACAAUCACAAAAAAGGGCCCUUACUCUGGGGGGAAGUUGUUUUCAAAAAAGGAAAAUUAAAGGAAAAAAAGAUACAGUGGCCUGGAAAAGAUGUUGAGGGCAAGGCCAGAUCAAACGUCCCAAGGAUGCUUGUAUAUAUGUAAAUGAAUAUAGAGACAUGUGAACAGAAAUGUAUUCAUUUUCCCUGGGAAUGUGCAUUGUUUUUUCCAAAUAAUAAAAAGCUUGCAACCCCUCUACUGGAAGUGGCUGAAUAUGGAAAAUUAAACUUGUUAGGUAGUGUCUGUGGGUAUCUCUCAGCAUUUUGUUCUCAUGUAACAUACUUUCAGCUCUUUAUAGUAGGAGAACUGGGACCGCUAUGUUUUACAUGUAAUAUUUAGCCUGUGUUCUAGCCUGUCACCUGCACACUCUUGAGGUGCUGAACUAAAAAAGGAAGAGGGAAAAAAAGGUUACAAAGGUUAACAUUGUUCAGAGGGGUGGGUGUAAGGUGGAGGGUUUGACGGAUCCAGAAGAUUGUAACCAAAUCCAUAGUUUGUACAAUUUUUUGAUAUCAUGAGCAGUUUGAAAAAUCCUACAAUCUAAGGUGAUUCAUGCAAUGUGGCCAUUGUCUCUAUUGUGUACAUUGUAUGUACAAUCAUUUCAUAUUCUAAACUGGUCAGAAAAUGAAAGGAACUAAUUGUGAUUUUUAGUCUUGCCGAACUGUAUGUAGUUAGAUGAUGUGACAACCUAAUAUUUAUCUAAUAAAUAUGUAUUCAGAUGAUACCUGUA